AUGAUUAAGGGCAUUCAGCGACUAGCUCAAGAAGGCAGUGAAUUCAGAGACAUCUCCUUCAGCGAUCCUGCUCCAGGGAAUGUCGCCGCUCCUACUUCAGCUGGGAGAGAAGGCAAAGAUGUUGUCCAGUCGACCACUGCGAUGGCCUCCACUUCUUGUGCCUCGACGUUGAUUAAGCUUAAGGACGAUGGCGUCUUUGAAUCCAGAACUUCGAUCAUACAGGACAUCAUGGACGCCCUUGCUGAUAACAGCAAUAGUGUGGUUGGGGUUCAUGGAAUGGGCGGGGUCGGCAAGUCCACCCUUUUGGUGGAUGCCGAAAGGAGAAUAAAGGAAGAGACCUUGUUUGAUCAAGUCACAAAGGCCGACGUGUCAGCAAAUCCAGACAUCAGGAGGAUUCAAGAAGAGAUUGCGCACGAGUUGGGCCUGGACAUCAAGAACGAAGAGUUUGUCAGCGUGCGAGCGAAGCUUCUGUGCAAGAGGUUGGAAGCUGAAGGGAAGAAAAAGAAGGUCCUCAUAAUACUGGACAACCUAUGGGAGCGGCUCGACUUGAAAUCAGUUGGCAUUCCUUGCGGACAUGACAACAAAGUCAUCGGAUGCAAGUUGUUGUUGACGUCAAGAGAUCGGAAUGUUUUGGAAAGGGAAAUGUGCUGUGACAGGGAUUUCCUUCUUGCUGGGCUGCAAGAGGAAGAGGCAAGAGGUUUGUUUGAGAGGAUGGCGGGAGACAAAGUUCAUGAUGACAAGUUCAAACCCUUGGUGGAUGAAGCACUCCACAAAUGUGCAGGUUUCCCUUUCCUAAUUAUUGCAAUGGCCAAAUAUUUUAAAAACUCUCUUUUAUCUGAUUGCAAGGAUGCUUUGAAACAAAUUGACAUGUCUACAAACAAAGGAAUCAGUAAGGUAAUAAAUGAUAUGUUGCAAUUGAGUUAUGAUCAUUUAAAAGAUGAGGAAGGUGAGGAGGCAAAGUCUUUGUUACGACUUUGUGUUGCUUGUGGUGUCUCUAAGCCAUAUCUGGAGGACUUGGUGAGGUACGGUGUGGGUUUGAGGUUAUUUCGAGAAGAUAGUAGCAUGGAGGAAGCUAGAGAUAGGUUGAACUCACUUAUCCAUACUUUGCAAGCCUCUUCCCUUUUGUUAGAUGAUGAAGAUGCUAAUGGUUUCAAGAUUCAUGACUUGGUUCGUGGGUUUGUUGCCUCGGUUGCAUUAAAAGAUCACCCAUUUCUCGUUUUGAAAGAUGAAAAUAAGUUGGUAGCAGAGUUGUCGAAGGAUAAGCUCAAAAGUUAUAAGGCGAUAUGCUUUCCCAAUGUUAACUUGGAGGAGCUUCCCAAAGAUUUAGAUUGCCCUGAAUUGCAAAUGUUUCUGUUGUUCACAAAUGAAGAAUCUCUUCAAGUCCCAGAUUCAUAUUUCAACUCUAUGAGAUAUCUCAUGGUCUUACAUCUUAAUGGGAUACAUCUUAGUCAUUCGCCUUCACCAUUUCAAUUCUCAGAGAACUUACACACUCUAUGUCUUGAUUUUGUUUGUUAG
Eucalyptus grandis is the source of this 1515-nucleotide messenger RNA. Its product is annotated as disease resistance protein At4g27190-like. The record is from RefSeq and is a predicted model, not a curated record. The transcript has a single exon. The coding region runs from base 1 to 1515 and encodes 504 amino acids. Gene Ontology annotation, molecular function: ADP binding. NCBI's taxonomy places the organism in Eukaryota, Viridiplantae, Streptophyta, Magnoliopsida, Myrtales, Myrtaceae.